CAACAGAAUAUUUAAAUAGCUAUAAAAACAAUUUAAAACAAAAACCUGUUGAGUGUAACCCGGGUGUCAACAACUACCGACCCCCAAAAAAUGUGGACAACAGGUCACCUGACGGUGGAGUCGGGGCCAGUGAACCAAUGGCCCAAAACCAGAAAGUUUUUAUUCCUGAUAUGUCUCAUAGCAUUCAUGUAUCAAAUAUUUCAAAUCACUCGACGCUACUAUAAAUAUGAUGUCGAGAUCCGGACCAAACAGCUGGAGCGCCGGGAUCGCCGACACCUGGACAUACCGGCCGUCACCAUAUGCACCGGUAGUGACGUGGCCUACCUUAAGAAGACUCUAUACCGAGAGUUCCCUAAAAUUAAACAAUCGUUUGUUGAGAUCGACAAACAAAACCUGACGGACGAGAAAACCUACGUCCAGAAGGAGCUCCGGUAUUACAUGACCGCCUGGUCGCUGGACUACAAGAGCUACUUCAAGCACACCAUACAGGAACGGGAUUUCAUGCGCUGUUACCUCAACCCGCCGACCAUUUACAUGAAGUCGCACGAGUGGACACUGCGGGCGGCCUACUGUCGCGCAUUCGCGCCGGUAGUCGAGACUCGGGUCACGCCGUACGGCAAGUGCUUCACGUAUUUCUCGAGACAGGACUCGGAGUUUAAGGACAGGACAGACAUGCAGAUAGACGUGAACGACAUAGACUCCCGGAGCUCUGUCGUGAGUCUAGUGGUGUCGAUGGAUAAGUUCGCGGACGCCAUAUAUGGAGGGGAUGUGGAGCUCAACGAUGUGGUCGAGUCCACGGGUGAUGGGGAUGUCAACCAAAACGCCUAUAUGUUUAUACAUGAGGGCACCCGUACCCCCAGUUUUGACUUGAAUGAUGCUAUAGUGUUAACAGCGGGCAAGUACUAUGACGUACGCUUUUGGAGCACCAGUAGGCAGAAACUGAAGCCUCCGUUUCCGCACAACUGCUACGACUAUCACAAGGAUAUGAUGUCCAAAGAGUCGGCGAAGUCGAGGGAACAGUGCGUACGGAACUGUUACGUACGUAAGUCGUCGGCGGCGUCCCAGUGUCUGGUGGCCAGGAAUCCGCUCGUCAACGACCAUACUGUCCGCUCUUACGAUCUCAGACAAUGCUAUAACCCGAUGAACUACUUCUCGCACAAGAGUCUGCAGAUAACUAUCAAGAAUGGUAUGGAUUACAAGACUAGUCAACGGAUUUCCAGUGAAUGUCAGAAGUCGUGCCGUGAGGACUGUCACCAAACGGACUAUCACUACGAUUACCGUAAAUCCGAUCAUCACCUUACAGGAAUUCAUAAUCCGAAUUCAGACUUUACUCUACGGAACUUCAGUUGGAUUCGUUUGCGCCAUCGAAGGGAUCACGACUAUCAGCAACGGUACCGUCCGGUGCACACCAUGUGUGAGACCAUACGGGAUAUAUUUAUCACCAUGCUCAUUUGGUUUGGAUUAUCUAUAUUCUCGUUCUCGUCAGUAUUGGAAAUGAUAUUCAGUAGAGCCCGGCCUCAGAUCUAUGCCAUACCUUAUUUCAACGAUAAGGUUGAGCCUAAUAUCAUACAAGUGAUGCCACCCCCGGCUAAUGCUAACCUCUCUAACCCGGCUACCCUUGGAGUGAACAACGCCUGUAUGUCAGUGACUAGUGGGACGGGAUUGAUAACACCGGCACCGGUAGUGAAACCCAAGUUCACGGCUACUAAUAUGGGUUCAAAUGUAAAGCUCGAUCACUACAAUGCGUUCAUAUCUAAAGUAUAUGAGGGCUGUCCGGAUGCACCGGUAGUUGAGCUGCCGUUGAAAAAGUCAUAAAGUAUCUAUUAAUUUGUUUUUGUUUUUUUUGAAUAAUUGUUUUGCAGCAUAAAAUCAAUAUAAAUAUAUAAUACUUAAUAUGAAUUAAAAAUACAGUACAAUACAAAACAAUACUCAACAUUACUAUAAUAGUCUUUAAAUGUAAUAAUUGGGAACAUAUGACACUAUUUUUUGUAAACAGGGUUUCAAUUAUAACAUCGAUAUUGUGAAUGCUAACAGUUAAUCAAUAAUACCUAUAAUUACAAGUUAUAAUUGCUACUAUAGAAAGACUUUUAUUAUUAUACGGACAAAUAAUAAAUUGAUUUUUAUAUUUAUAGCCCAUAUAUAGCGCACAA
Molecule: messenger RNA, 2150 nt
Organism: Oppiella nova
Lineage: Eukaryota; Metazoa; Arthropoda; Arachnida; Sarcoptiformes; Oppiidae
Source: the annotation of a GenBank genome assembly